Messenger RNA from Populus nigra (black poplar), 4448 nucleotides. RefSeq lists its product as uncharacterized. Gene Ontology annotation, molecular function: double-stranded DNA binding; nucleosomal DNA binding. Lineage: Eukaryota; Viridiplantae; Streptophyta; Magnoliopsida; Malpighiales; Salicaceae. Gene Ontology annotation, cellular component: nucleosome; nucleus; nucleolus. The record is from RefSeq and is a predicted model, not a curated record. Gene Ontology annotation, biological process: negative regulation of DNA recombination; chromosome condensation; nucleosome assembly. The transcript has 6 exons. Bases 414 to 3491 code for a protein of 1025 amino acids.
AUAUUUCACUGCUUUUGCUUUUCUUUUGCUUUGUGGUAGCCCCCAUUGAACCUGUUGCUUACACUGUUCCGCCAUCAACAUCACAAGAAAAGCAAAACAACUGUUUGGUAUUUUUUUGUUUUAUAAGAAAAUGGUUUUGAAUUGUGCUUUUGACAUAUACCGAUUUUUUCCUGCUAUGCAAGCAAUUUGGGUAUUUCUAUAACAUUCUUUUUCACUCGAAUGAAAGUGGGAUCCCUUCGUGAUAGCUAUAAAUCAUGAUGCCAAUUUUGUGUGAAUGAGGGAGCACUAGUCCGAAGGAAGAGAUUAUUACCAUGCAAUACCCAUUGUGCUGCUAGUGGUAAUCAUGACAAUUUAGAUGCACUAAUCUAGUUAAUGUGAGCCCAGACUUGACUCUUAAGCUGUGAGGAAAGAAAAUGAAGAUACAGGGACUAAAAUUUGAUGUGGAUGACAUGAUUGUGAAAAUGGCUAGCCAAGACCAAACCAAAAUGCUGCACAUCAAACAGCAGCUGGCCACCAUAGACCACACUCCAGAUCACCCAGUAUACCCUGUCAUGGUGCAUGAGGCAAUUAUGGAUUUAAAUGAAGAAGGGGGAUCGACCAAGGAUGCAAUAUCACAGUUUAUCAUGAGAAAGUAUGAUGUUUUUCAGGUUGUUCAUGUGGCUAAACUAAUUGAACAAUUAGAGAAACUUGUGGAGAAGGAAGAAAUAGUUUUUACAUCUGAGAAUCGUUACAUGCUUCCAGCUGAGGACUCUGGUUCCCCUGCUAAGUUAAAGCAGGGAAAGAAGCAGUCGGUGCAAUAUGAACUGGAUCGGAGAAGUAAUAAGUUGCAAAAGGUCAAUGAAGGAGUUCAAGUUCAAGAAGAUCAGAAUGCAAUUAUAGAAAUAGAAGAUCAACCUGAAAGUGAUAAAGCAAAAGAAUCACAAGCAGCUCAAAGUGAAGGCGUUGAAUACCAGAACCAUUUACAAGAAGAUCAGCUUAGGGUAUAUGAGGAAGAGAGGUUUGAGAUGACCACUGAGAAUUUUUCUCAAGUUGUUGAAGGACAGUCAAAAGUGAUUGUAGAAGAUAGAUACCAGCAACCUGCUGGAGUAGAUGAGGGAAGACAUGAAAAAGAAGUUCAUAUCCAAAUGAGGGAAACUGAGGCAACUGAAGAGCGAAGUCAAUUACAACAAGAAGAACCCCAAGUGACUGAAGAUCAAGUGGAAACUGAACGUCAAAGUAAAGUAACUGUAGACCUGCAUCAUGUUGAACGUCCUGAAAAUGAAGAAAUUAUAGGCGAAAUUCGACCUAAGGUUCCACAAGAUUUGUAUGCUGACGAACAUUAUCAAUCAGAGCAAACACAUGUUAGAACCAUUCCUAUGCAGAUUGAAACACGAGGAAAAGAAGUUGGAGUGAUUGGAGAGGAAAAGGGAUUGCAAGAACAAGAUAAUAAAGUGGGGAACAAUUCUACUGACAUUAGCCAUGCAUCGGAGGUUUCUGGACAACCUGUUCGAGAUAAAGACAUGAUAGCUAUGCCAAGUUCUUCUCAGACAAGUCAACAAUUAGAUCAUGUUGGAUCUUCAUUGUUAUUUCAUACUCUGAAGGAAAAGUGUAUAAAUGUGUGGAAGAAGUUAACAGAAGCUGAGCAUGAGCUGAUGGAUGUUCUUAGCUGUUUGAAUUCAAUGGAAGCAAUAGCCAAUAUUCAUGAAUCAGAGCCAAAAGCAUUGCCACAUUCUGAUUAUGUACCCAAAGAUCCAAUGCAACUUCAGCAGAAUCAACAAUUUGAGCUUCCUAAACUCAAAAGAACUGCAGAAGUUCAAAUAACAGCAUUGCAGGAAUCUUUUCAUAACCAGAAAAGGCAGGCUUUACCUGGAAAUCAUGAUUUCCCAUCGAAAUACUGGCCAGAAAAAAUUAGUGUUUCUCCUACUCAGCAAAUCAUGCACUCACAGCAACUGGAGGUGGAGAAACAUCAAGAUUUUCCUAGUUUUAAAGGCUAUCUACAACUUCAUGACCCAGAAAAGGGGUCCAAGUCUUGUUCAUUUGCAGGUUCUUUGGAACCCCAGGAGCUGAAUCUGGAGCAGAGAUCAGAGCAUCAUAGCACAAUUGUAGAGGACCUUCAGACUCCCGUCAAUUUGGAGCAUGUUGAACUGCGUGUUGAGCUGGAGCAGCGAUUAGAUGUCCCUGAGCUAAAAAAGGCUUUGGGAAAAAACUUGUCUGCUGAUGGAGAAUUGACACCUGCUGAGGACAUCACUAUAGAUAGAGACGAGGUUGAGCCUGAGAGGCCUCCAGGAUUUGAGGUUACGGUGGAGCGAUUUUCCCAACAACGGCUGCAGUGUGCUGUUCCUUGUGGCGAUGCAAAGAAACUCGAGCCUGUGCUCGUGAAAGGGCAGAAUCUUGAACUAUCAGUCAAGGAAAGGCAUAUAGAGGUUGAAACGAUCACUUCAGAGCAACAAUGCCAGAUAAAGCAGAAAAUACAAGAGAAAGAAUUACACCCUCCGGAGCAAAGGGCAUCCAAGAACAAAUCUGAAUCAGGUGCAGCUGGAGCUACUUCUGAUCAGCAACUCCAUAACAUUGAAAUGCUUCAAGAUCCAAAGCAAAUUUUGGUGGUACAUGAAUCAUCGCGAUUAACGAAUCAGCAAAAGAAGGGUUGUGGCAAGAGAAAGAAAGUAGAAAUGGAGCUGCCCCGGAGGGAACUAUGGUAUCGUGGCACAAAGGCAUGUGAAUCCAAUCCAGCACAUCCAACAGAUGCAAAUGAUGUUGAUUCAGACAGACAGCGGAAACUAGAUCAUCCAAUCCCUGAAAGACCUCAAAAGAGAAAACCAAAGAAAGUGGAGAAAUCAUCUCAAUCAGUGGAGCAGGAACUGAAAGAUCAGGGUAGGAAAGGGCUUCUCAGAUCUCAGCUUGCACCAGUAACAUCUGAUGAAGUCAAAAUGCUAGAAAAUCCAAAACAGCACAAACUAACAUCAGCAGGGGAUUCUAUUCAAACUCAGCAGAAACAGCAACUACAGUUUCGAGUGCAAUGCUCUUCCCAAGCUGAAGAGAUUAUGGAUAAAACAAUGGAAGAAUCACAACCCUUACCAGACCAAAAUAAACAGGGAAGUCAACUGGCAUAUCAACUUCGAGGGAGGCGUCCUAAGCUAAAGCCUGUUAUGGAUACAGCUAAGGGGAAAUUUUUACCUGUAGAUGGUGAAGAUCAUCACAAGGAGCUGCCAUUGCAUAUUCAAGGGCAAAGGCCUAAAGCCAUGACCAGUACAAAACUCAUAGUAAGAGAAAUAUCCUCAAGCCAUCAGAGUCACAAUGAGCAACAGCCCAAGAAACGUGGCCCAGGAAGGCCACCUAAAUCAUUAUCAGCUGCAUCUCAAACUGUCAAUGUACCAUUGUCUCCACAGAUUCAGCUUAAGCAGAAAAGGCAGCAACAUGAUCUUCAGAAAAAGCAAAAAUGGGCAAUUGGUGCUGGUCAAGGGAGGUUUACAAGAUCCAAAUCACCAUCAGUUGCAGAAACCAUUUCAUCAUGACCUCCACAGGACUGGCAGCAAUGCAGGCCACAUUUCAAGAAGAAAAAGCCUCAGAAACGCAAAAGUGAUGGUAACAACCAAAGGGAAGACAUCCAAAACUUGACCGAGGGAAUUAAAGGACGGGGUAAUGCUAUUCUUUUCUCUCUUUUUUUCAAACUUUUAAGUGGCAUUUAGCUUGAUGGUGUUUUUAUUAGCUUUUUCAGUCCAUCAGUUUCGGUUUUUUGAACAUGGAUAGGAAAUGUUAUACCACUUUCCUUUUGCUCUAUCUUCUAUUUAUUCUAGCCAUGAUAGUUCGAAUUCUUUUUUCUCCUUCUGUUUACAAAAUCAUUGCUUGUAAAGUUUUGUGGUUCUUGAAAUGCUUAUCUAAUUGCAUGACCAGGUCUUUAGUUAAACUUUACCACAAUUUAGUCACUAGGUGAGAUCAAAUGUCUUUUCUUUAGUAAUAUGAACUCUGAAGAAUACAGAUCUCAUCUCUAAUCAGUUUUUUUUUACCUGAUCUUGUAUUCUCUCUUUUAUCUCGCUCUCAUAUAUUUGGAAACCUUAACAUCAUCUGUAGAUUGGUCGUGAUUUUAUCAUCGCUGUCUUUCUUCUUAAUAAUGAUAAAUGGAUUAAAGACAAACUAUAACAAGACAUACCUGGCAGGAUAAUUAACCGCAAAUUUAGUGGUUUGUCUGGAAUUUUCUGAUGGCUGUCUCAUCAUUUCCAUUGGUUGCAUAACUGUAUUAUACUUGCUGCUUUGGUUCUAUAAUAGUUUGAUAAAUUUAAAGCUUUCGGUCUUCAUUCUCUUGGUCUUGAGAUUAGCCAGCAAAGGGUGAUGAGUUACUUGUUUGAUGGAGAAUAAGUGGAUUAGUCUCUACUUGUAUUUUUUUUUUUUGUGUUGCUCAAUGAUGAACAAUAUGUUCAGUGCUAACAUUAGCAUGAUAGUGCAUUUCUAUCAAUUCAUGAUCAGCUUGACUA